AUGACUACCUACGUGGGCCGCCAAAACGCCGACAUACAUCGACUCGGGCAGAAAUCUGCGCUGAUCGCAGAAAGUCCUUUUCGGACUUGUGAACUUAGUCCUCUCCAGAUGUCCGGGGCGCCAUUCCAACCAUGGACAUAUAUCCCCGAUGGCAAAUAUACCAACGCCAGGACAUAUGCACCCGAAGCAGACCAUCAACGGCAUACAACAGCUUCGAACCCUCCUUAUCUGGCGCAGGAACCCCCACGCUUCCAUCUUCCUGUCACUCAAAGUCACGACCCGACAAUGAUGCAAACGGCAAGCCACCCCAGACCUCCGGUACAGGCCCAUGCUUGGGAUAGCGGAACCGAUUCGAAGUAUAACUUCGCGCCAAACACAACAGGCUCACUGUCACAGUAUAGCAUACAGCGGCCAAGCAUGUCAAGACCCAUGGAACAUGCGGGACCUUCAAGUUCAUACUAUGACACUUCAAGUCGUAGCCGCGGCUCUGUCGGCUCCGUUGGUCGAAUCAACGACGUGGAUUCGCAAUAUAGUAGUAGUUCUGCAACUUUCCCGAGUCCCGUUCACUCCGAUAAGAGCCCUGUGGCCUUUCCACCAAUAGCACCCCUGUCAGGCUACCAGCAGCUUCCAAUACACCAACGAAAUGCCACAACCGGCAUGCCAUCCGAUUUCAAGAUCUUACUUCAGCACGCACCAACGCCGUCCCCGCCACCACGACGCACAAUAACUUCUUCUCGCUACCACCUCUCCAUCAGACAGCAACCGAUAGCUGCCCGCGCCUGUGGUGCUGGGGAUAGGGAUCGACGGCCCGUGGACCCGCCUCCAAUACUGCAAAUGCUUCUCACAGAUUUCAACCCGGACUCCGAAGAAGACAAGAAUAUCCUUCAAGACCCCCGAUUCACAGUUGGAUGUCUUUUGUAUCCAGUCCAUGAUCUAUCUUGGUCAAGUAAGUCAUCAAACCGGAUGGGCCGCCGGGAUGGCACGGACUUAGGUAUAAAUCUCGAGGAUAGCAAUGCUCCUGGUCAAUCCACGCCAUUACUUUCCGGGAAGUCCUUUGUUUCGCCCUUCUACGUGGACGAGGAACCAGACCCCGACACUGCACCAUCACACCCCUCCACCGGCAAUGAUACUUCAAGGGCACCCGCGCGAAGAUCCAGUGGUGGCACCAGCCCCGCUUCAUCCAGACCCCCAGCCUCGUUCUUCAUAUUCUCCGACCUCUCUGUCCGCACGGCUGGACUGUACCGCUUACAAUUCCGGCUCAUGAAUUGGGGCACUGUAGAAGAUACUGGCCAAUCCAUGCCUAUUCUCGCCGAAGCAUGGUCUGAGCCAUUUCAAGUUUACCCAGCCAAAAACUUCCCAGGAAUGCGCGAUUCGUCGCUUCUCACUGUGAGGUUGAAGGAACUAGGAUUUGUGGAGCUGAAGACGAGGGGGAAGGGAAUGGGAAAAGGAAGAAGGGUUAUGAAGGCAGAUUCUAAGACCAAUAGAAGUGAUUAG
Molecule: messenger RNA, 1494 nt
Organism: Aspergillus puulaauensis
Lineage: Eukaryota; Fungi; Ascomycota; Eurotiomycetes; Eurotiales; Aspergillaceae
Product: velvet factor family protein
Exons: 2
Coding region: 1-1494 (497 amino acids)
Source: RefSeq, a predicted model, not a curated record